This is a messenger RNA of Lathyrus sativus (Indian pea), 681 nucleotides long. NCBI's taxonomy places the organism in Eukaryota, Viridiplantae, Streptophyta, Magnoliopsida, Fabales, Fabaceae. The record is from the annotation of a GenBank genome assembly.
AUGGCUUCUUCCAUUACCUCUUCUUUUCAAAUCAGCAAUUUUAAGUCUGUUUUUGUCGGCAACAAAAGUAGGCUAAGAGUUUCAAGUGCUCCUACUACUCAUGUUGGUUUCUCCAGAAAGAUCAUAGAAUGUAAGGAUUCAAGAAUUGGGAAACAACCAAUUCCUGUUCCAUCCAAUGUUACAAUCAAAUUGGAAGGGCAGGAUAUACAAGUGAAAGGUCCUUUAGGAGAACUUUCGUUAACUUAUCCUCGAGAAGUUAAGGUUGAGAGGCAAGAGGAAGGGAUUUUAAAGGUCAGUAAGGCAGUCGAAACCAGAAGGGCAAACCAAAUGCACGGGCUUUUCAGGACACUUACAGACAACCUGGUGGUUGGAGUAUCUAAAGGUUUUGAAAAAAAACUUCAACUUAUUGGUGUUGGUUAUCGUGCUAUGGUAGAAGGAAAUGAAGUAGUGUUGAAUCUUGGAUUUUCUCAUCCUGUUAGGAUGACGAUCCCUAAUGGUCUAAAAGUGAAGGUGGAUGAAAACACCAGAAUAACAGUUAGUGGAUAUAACAAGUCGGAUAUUGGUCAAUUUGCGGCUUCAAUUAGAAAAUGGAGACCCCCGGAACCGUACAAAGGUAAGGGUAUCAAAUAUGAAGAUGAAGUUGUAAGGAGAAAAGAAGGAAAGGCAGGGAAGAAGAAGUGA